Molecule: messenger RNA, 1755 nt
Organism: Monascus purpureus
Lineage: Eukaryota; Fungi; Ascomycota; Eurotiomycetes; Eurotiales; Aspergillaceae
Source: the annotation of a GenBank genome assembly
AUGCAACUGGAAGAGUUCCCUGCAAAUCGGAUCCCGCUGUAUGCGAUCCUCUCGCACACCUGGGGAUUACAGGAAGUCUCGCGAGAGGACAUCCAGCAUCACACUGCCACGGCCAGGGGAAAAACAUCCUGGCAGAAGAUCCAGUUCGCCUGCCAACAAUCCCUGAAGGACGGAUUGGAAUACAUCUGGAUCGAUACCUGCUGCAUUGAUAAAAGCAGCAGUGCCGAACUGUCGGAAGCCCUGAACUCGAUGUUCUCAUGGUACAAGAAGGCCCAGGUCUGCUAUACAUAUCUGGUUGAUGUGCCGACGGGCUGUGAUCCUCAUAAACCGGGUUCUACCUUUGACGGUGCCAGAUGGUUCCAGCGUGGAUGGACACUGCAGGAACUCGUCGCUCCCUCGGAGAUGGUCUUUUUCUCCCGGGAUUGGGUGCAGAUUGGAACGAAGAAUUCGCUCUGUGGCGUCCUGGCCCAAAUAACCCUCAUCGACGAGGAUAUCCUGAUGCAUCGGAGACCGUUAGGGUCUGCCAGCAUCGCACGACGCAUGUCGUGGGCCGCCCACCGUGAAACAACCAGGCCGGAAGACAUCGCCUAUUGUCUCAUGGGUAUCUUCUCAGUGAACAUGCCCAUGCUGUAUGGAGAAGGUGAAAAGGCAUUUCGGAGACUACAAGAGGAGAUCAUGAAGCAAUCCGAUGACCAGUCGAUCUUUGCAUGGGUUGACCGUGAGGCAUCUCCGACCUCCCUUCACGGACUCCUGGCUACCUCCCCUUCCCAGUUCGCAGGCUGCAAUGAUAUCCUCCCGUACCAGGACUGGGAACCUCGUGAGCCAUACACCAUGACAAAUCGAGGUCUCCAGAUUGGACUACCUCUCAUCCAUCAUGACAAGGACAUCUACAUCGCCGUGCUGGACUGUCCCAGUCCACACUCCCACGCAUAUUCCAGCUUCCUGGGUAUUUUCCUCCAGCGCCUCUCAAAAGCAGACCAGUACGCCCGAACCAAAGUAGGAAUGCUCGCGGAGGUAGAUGACCGCGGGCAGACGCAGACAAUCUACGUCCGGCAGAACAUCCUCCUGCCGGAGGUAGAAGGGGUCUUCCCAAACCACAUCCUUCAGAUUGUAAACGCCCCUUCUUCUCUUCUCUACAAGAUGGUAAAAGCAUUCCCGGUCCCAGAUGCAGCACAGUUUCAGCCGAUACUCUCUUCUCGCUCCACAGCGUAUCCGACCACAAUGUCCCAGACAUUCCGACUGCGCAAGGGACCGCGCGAUCUCUGCGCCUUCACUAGUUUCGAGCGAACGUCGGACGGCAAAGGCAUCCUGGUUCUCCUGGGAACAUGCAAGGGGAACGAUGUCGGCUUUGAUGCCCUCGAGACGCAGCGUCCGCGGGACUUCAGCAGCGAAGACUUCACAAGUGUGAGCAGGCAUUUCCAGCCGAAGAUCCCCGGAACAUGGAUUGAAUUGGAAAAUAAUUUCGUCUGUGUCAAGGUUGAGCCCCGGAUUAACCCUUUGACGAAGCAGAUCGGGGUUGCCUCUUCCUAUGCCGCUGCUAAAUAUUACAUGGUUGAGAUUGAAAUCCAGCCUGUCCAGAAAUCGAACAACCCUAUUCAGAUUUUGGCUGAUGCGGUGGAGGCGAGUAUCUCAAGGCAGGGGCGCUCGAUAAAUCCACAAAGGAGUGAUGAUAUCCAGAAGGUUGGGAGUCAGAGCAAGAUCUCUCAAAAGAGUCGGAAAUCUGGAUGGAGGCAGAUUCUGAAGCAGGAUUCUUAA